CAGCAAGCUUUGAAUUCAAUCAUGCAGGAUUUGGCUGUGCUUCAUAAGGCCAGUCGUCCUGUAUUGCCCCAGCAAGAAACAGGAAAACCAAAGUCAUCUUCACCUAAAAAACAGAACGAUGUGAGAGUCAAGUUUGAACAUAGAGGUGAAAAAAGGAUCCUGCAAUUACCAAGACCUGUUAAACUUGAAGAUCUUGCAGCUAAAGCUAAAGUUGCUUUUGGACAGACUAUGGAUUUACAUUACAGCAAUAAUGAGCUUGUAAUUCCAUUGACCACACAGGAUGACCUGGACAAAGCUGUUGAACUGCUUGACCGUAGUGUUCAUAUGAAGAGUCUCAAGAUACUGCUUGUAAUACAUGGAAAUACACAGUCACCUAGUGUAAAUAACGUGGAACCCUUGCCCUCACUGGAAGAUUUAGAUAAUACAGUGUUUGGUGUGACAGACAGAAAAAGACGACUGUCUGUAAUAGGUUCUAAUACUCGUGACAGGAGUUCACCUCCCCCAGGAUACAUUCCAGAUGAGCUACAUCAGGUGGCCCGAAAUGGGUCCUUCACCAGUAUCAACAGUGAGGGUGAAUUCAUUCCAGAAAGUAUGGAUCAGAUGCUGGAUCCAUUGUCUUUGAGCAGUCCUGAAAACUCUGGCUCGGGAAGCUGUCCCUCACUUGACAGCCCUUUAGAUGGAGACAACUAUCCCAGAUCUCGGAUGCCAAGAGCACAGAGCUAUCCAGAUAAUCAUCAGGAAUUCUCAGUAGAGUAUGAUAUCCCGAUAUUUGAGAAAUUUGGAAAGGGAGGGACUUAUCCUCGAAGAUACCAUAUUUCAUGCCAUCAACAAGACUACAAUGAUGGUCGUAAAACUUUUCCAAGAGCCAGAAGGACUCAGGGGAACAGCUUCCGAUCACCAGUUAGUUUCAGUCCCACUGAUCACUCGCUGAGCACCAGUAGUGGAAGCAGUGUCUUCACGCCGGAAUACGAAGAUAACCGAAUGAGGAGGAGGGGGAGUGACAUAGACAAUCCCACCUUGUCAGUCAUGGACAUCAGCCCACCCAGUCGCUCACCACGAGCUCCAACUAACUGGAGACUUGGUAAACUGCUGGGUCAAGGUGCAUUUGGCAGAGUAUAUCUGUGUUAUGAUGCUGAUACCGGAAGAGAACUGGCUGUUAAACAAGUUCAGUUUGAUCCUGAUAGUCCAGAAACCAGCAAGGAAGUAAAUGCACUUGAAUGUGAGAUUCAGUUGUUGAAAAAUCUGCUGCAUGAAAGAAUUGUUCAGUAUUACGGCUUCUUGAGAGAUCCACCAGAAAGAACACUCUCUAUAUUCAUGGAAUAUAUGCCUGGGGGUUCCAUCAAAGACCAAUUAAAAUCAUAUGGAGCACUCACAGAGAAUGUGACUCGUAAAUACACGCGGCAGAUUUUGGAAGGAGUUCACUAUUUGCACAGUAAUAUGAUUGUCCAUCGAGAUAUUAAAGGAGCAAAUAUUCUGCGAGAUUCAGCAGGCAAUGUGAAGCUCGGUGACUUUGGUGCCAGCAAACGACUGCAGACUAUAUGUCUCUCUGGUACAGGAAUGAAGUCUGUCACGGGAACUCCAUACUGGAUGAGUCCAGAAGUUAUUAGUGGAGAAGGGUACGGCAGAAAAGCAGAUAUCUGGAGCGUAGGUUGUACAGUGGUAGAAAUGCUCACUGAGAAGCCCCCCUGGGCAGAGUUCGAAGCAAUGGCUGCCAUCUUUAAAAUUGCCACUCAGCCAACCAACCCCCAGCUACCACCUCAUGUCUCCGACCAUGCUCGGGAUUUCUUGAAACGGAUUUUUAUCGAGGCCAAGCUGCGACCGUUUGCAGAUGAACUGCUAAGACACACGUUUGCACACUAUCACUAACAGCCUGCCUCAACUCAGCUUGCAUCUACUGCAUUUAUUUUCUAUUUGACUGCACUUUUAUUUUUAUUUUUUACAAAAAAAAGGAGAAAAAAGACAAGAGAGAGAAUAUUCUCUUGAAUCUUUAUUUCACUUAGAUUGUAAACAAUCUAAAUUUUGUAUCUAAGAUGAGAAUCUUCUCUCCCACCAGGACUAGAACUUUUCGUUUCUAUAAUGUACUGAUGUGGUUCAUGUAGAUAAAGCACUUUAGUACAUAUUUCAUCCUUAUUUA
Molecule: messenger RNA, 2134 nt
Organism: Opisthocomus hoazin
Lineage: Eukaryota; Metazoa; Chordata; Aves; Opisthocomiformes; Opisthocomidae
Source: RefSeq, a predicted model, not a curated record